Molecule: messenger RNA, 1651 nt
Organism: Phacochoerus africanus (Common warthog)
Lineage: Eukaryota; Metazoa; Chordata; Mammalia; Artiodactyla; Suidae
Gene: COPS8
Product: COP9 signalosome subunit 8
Exons: 8
Coding region: 257-739 (160 amino acids)
Biological process (GO): COP9 signalosome assembly; protein deneddylation
Cellular component (GO): COP9 signalosome
Source: RefSeq, a predicted model, not a curated record
AAUACUCUUGUAACAGUAAGGCCAUUUAAAUAAGAAUUUGAGAACUGGGAAAGGGAUCCCACUGAAAUAUUCCUGUGCACAUAUAAACUCAGUCGCCCAGAGGGAGAUAAUUCAUAGCUGGUGACAGAUCUAAACUUAUCACUCUGGCUUUUAGUGUGUGAUACUCUCUUCUUCUCCAUCUGUAAGGGCUCCAGGAGGAAUUGCUACACCUCUAGUGUAUGGUCAGCUUCUAGCUUUAUAUCUGCUCCAUAAUGACAUGAAUAAUGCAAGAUACCUUUGGAAAAGAAUACCACCUGCUAUAAAGUCGGCAAAUUCUGAACUUGGGGGGAUUUGGUCAGUGGGGCAGAGAAUCUGGCAGAGGGAUUUCCCUGGCGUCUACACCACCAUCAACGCCCACCAGUGGUCCGAGACGGUCCAGCCCAUCAUGGAAGCACUCAGAGAUGCUACCCGGAGGCGCGCCUUCGCCCUGGUUUCUCAAGCCUACACCUCCAUCGUCGCCGACGACUUCGCAGCCUUCGUCGGCCUGCCUGUGGAGGAAGCUGUGAAAGGGGUGCUGGAGCAGGGGUGGCAGGCUGACUCCUCCACGAGGAUGGUGAUGCCCAAGAAGCCAGUUGCAGGUGCCCUGGAUGUUUCCUUUAACAGAUUUAUUCCGUUGUCAGAGGCUGCCCCUGUCCCGCCCAUCCCCAACGAGCAGCAGUUAGCCCGACUCACUGACUACGUGGCUUUCCUCGAAAACUGACUGACUCCGAGUUCCAGAUCCACCACCAGAAUCCUGUAUACUGACAAAUAGAGAAAUGUAAAGUUUUUAUUUGCAAUUUUAUUGGCUGGAUUGAGCACCUCAGCGUUCCUUACUGAGUAUGUGAUAAAACACGUAAAGAAGAAUAUAUAUUUUGUCCUUCAACGUUAUGCUGAAUGGUCGUGGAAACAAUUCUCAUUUUGUGCUAGUUGACGAUUUGGACGGAGCCCGUCAGUGUUAGCAGGGAGUUAGUGUUUCCUAGUGACUCGUGAAUGAGCUCCCUGCUGCCUGCGUCGCAGCGGCUGUCAGCUGCUUCCUCCCCGGCUCGAGGCACCCUGCGCCUGCACCGCGGGCUGGUGGCUGCACUGAUGCACGGCUGUCCCCAGGGGCCUAUCUGACUGUCUGGGGACCCUGACUCCCCCUCCUCGGGGCUGUGCUCUUCCCCUCUCCCCUGCUGAGAAUCAGUCGUAAAAAUGCUGAGCUAGAGCUAAGAACAAAAGACCCGUUUCCGUAGUAAACCGCUUUGUUAGCUUUAGGUUGUUUGCCUUUUUUGAGAGUGUGAGUACAUCCAUUGCUGGCAGUGGAGGGCUUGCCGUGGAGAUGGACUUAUUAAGACCUUCACGAGAAGCACGAAGUUGCCGCGAUUCCUUUCAGAAGGAGGGAGACUGUGGAGUGCGUUACUUGAGACAGAAGCUGUUGAGUGAUCCACUUUGUCCAGCUACCCUGCAGCCUGUUGGUUGCUUAUAUUUAUCCCUUGGGUCAAGUUCUGCCUUUUGAGAAAUACUGUACAAGGCUUUCAUUUUUUGUGUGACAGCCUCUGAUGUUUGAAGCUGUUCCUUGUAUCUUCAGGGUAAAGCUACCCCCUAGUUCAUUUAUUCUGCAUUUGUUCAAUAAAUAAUUAAUUGAAUUCCUCAA